AUGGAUCAUUGGACAGACAGCGUGGAAAGCGCCAUAAGCGCUGUUCAGCAGGCGAUGAGCCACCCUGGCCUCUCAUCGGAAUGGACCAGCAUCUUAUGUGCCAAACUUCGGAGGCCAUCUGAGCUCUGUCCUGAUGUUCGCAGGGUGCUUGAGAAGAAUGGCUGGUCUCGCAGCCAGUUCCGAAGUCCGCCUGUGCGAGAGCUGCUGCUCAGGGACUUGCGGGAGCUGGCACAGUCCGAUCAUGGGCCGCCAACCAGGAUCGACGACGAGCGCCGCUUUGAUCGUCAGUAUGUCAUUGAGGAGAAAGAGAAGCCGGUGGGUGAAGGUACCUAUGGUGCAGUGCACCGUGCCUUCUGCAACCGUUUGCAAAAAACGGUUGCGAUAAAGCGUGUCAAGAUGGAGCACGAAGAUGAGGGAAUGCCGAGCACGGCUAUUCGCGAAGUCGCCGUGCUAAAGGCUGCUGAUCAUCCGAACGUCGUGAAACUGUUGGAUGUUGCCUGUAGUCCAGGGCGACUACACCUGGUUUUUGAGUUCGUGGAUGCGAACUUGAAGCAGUACAUGAAGAAGUUUGGGCUGCGGCUGGAGCCAGAAGUCGUGCGGUCCCUUCAGAAGCAGUUGAUGAACGGCAUCGACUAUUGCCACGCUCGCAGGAUUAUUCACCGGGAUCUCAAGCCUCAGAACAUCUUGGUUGAUGGCGAGGAUCACCUUAAGAUUGCCGACUUUGGCAUGGCACGUGCCUUUAACCUUCCCCUCCCGAAGUACACUCACGAGGCCUCAGGGUUUGCGCAAGGGCCGGACGGGCCAGUCCUCUGCAAGUCCAUCUUGUGCUUGCUCAUAGGUGGUGACGACAUGGCCCGUCCCUUAUCGUGA
This is a messenger RNA of Symbiodinium sp. CCMP2592, 870 nucleotides long. NCBI's taxonomy places the organism in Eukaryota, Dinophyceae, Suessiales, Symbiodiniaceae. The record is from the annotation of a GenBank genome assembly.